GGCUCCUCUAGAGUGCUUGGCCCGGCUCAGCUGCCCUCUUUGGAGUUGGGCCCCCGAGUGCUUCCCCGCAGAAUAGGUGGAGCAGGCAGGAGUGGGUGCCAACGGGCAGGCGAGGUGCCUGGGAGGCACUCACUGCUCGCUCUGGGAUUUGAAACAGUUAUAGGUUGGAUGGGAUGGCUGAUGAGGUUCCUUUCAGCUAGUCUUCUGUGAUUCUGUGCUUUGAAUCCCAGCUCUGUUGGACUCCCUAUAUGCCCUUGGAGAAACAUCUGUUUGGACAGAUUCAACAGGGAUCCAUUGGCCAUGGCAGGAAAAGGAGGUUCCGUGAAGGCUGCCUCAGGAUUUAAUGCAGCUGAAGAUGCCCAGAAGCUGAGAAAGGCCAUGAAAGGAUUUGGUACAGAUGAAGAUGCCAUCAUUGAUGUACUCGCCUACCGUAGUGUGUCACAGCGCCAGGAAAUAAAGAUAGCUUAUAAGUCAACUAUUGGCAGGGAUUUGAUCGAUGACUUGAAGUCAGAACUGAGUGGGAACUUUGAGAAAGUGAUUGUGGGAAUGAUGACGCCCCUUGUGAUGUAUGACGUGUCUGAGCUGAGAAGAGCCAUGAAGGGUGCUGGCACAGAUGAGGGCUGCUUGAUUGAAAUUUUGGCUUCUCGGACCCCACAGGAGAUCCGACGGAUCAAUGAGACCUACCAACAACAAUAUGGAAGAACUCUUGAAGAUGACAUUUGCUCUGAUACUUCUUUCAUGUUCCAAAGAGUCCUUGUGUCUCUUUCAGCAGCUGGAAGAGAUGAAGGAAAUCAUCUAGAUGAUGGCCUUCUGAAGCAAGAUGCCCAGGACCUGUAUGAGGCCGGUGAGAAGAGAUGGGGGACCGAUGAGGUGAAAUUCCUGGCCAUUCUCUGUUCUCGAAACCGAAAUCACCUACUUCAUGUGUUUGAUGAAUACAAGAAGAUUUCAAAAAAGGAUAUUGAGCAAAGCAUUAAAUCUGAGACAUCGGGUAGCUUUGAAGAUGCUUUACUGGCAAUAGUAAAAUGCAUGAGGAAUAAAUCUGCAUAUUUUGCUGAAAGGCUCUACAAAUCAAUGAAGGGUUUAGGUACUGAUGACGACACCCUCAUCAGAGUCAUGGUUUCCCGUUCAGAGAUUGACAUGUUGGACAUAAGGGAGCAAUUCAAGAGGCUCUAUGGGAAGUCUCUAUAUUCUUUCAUCAAGGAUGACACAUCAGGAGACUACAGGAAAGUUCUGCUCAUACUUUGUGGAGGAGAUGACUAAUAAUCGGUCUACACCAGAUUGAAAUGAAUCAAGAAUCCAAGAUUUGAGCUGGUUUUAUAAUUAUUUGGCUUCAUUUUUCUAUAAGGCUGUUUAGAAUUCGCUUAAAAUGCUUAUUGUCAAUUAAAAACAUUGUAGUUACCUUUUAAUAUGAAUUAUCGGCUAUUGCUCAGUGUUUUUGAUGCAUUUAGAGCUAGAUCUUAUUUUGAAGUUUAUUAACUCAGAAGAAAAUUUUCAAAAGAUUUUUUCUCAAUGCUUUUUCUAGAGAAAUGAGAAUUUAAUAUUUUAUUUUAAAAUGUUUUAUUGAUGACUUUUUUGUUUUUUACAUCACCAUUCAAUAUUGUUUGAAAUCAUUCUGCGGGUGGUGGUGGUCCAUGUAGAAGAAGAGUGGGGGCUUGACACCUGCAACUUCAUAUCAGCUCCCACUCACUACCCCUCAGUCCUAUCCCUAAACCCUAUUGCUUUGCCUGAGGGUUAAAGCUAUCACAUAACUAGAGCAAGACAUUAAAUGUCCACACUUCAGCUCCUGUUUUUAUGGUAGAGUUGGAUCUAGCGAUAACAGAUCUGACGGCCAGGCAUGGUGGCAUCUACCUAUCUAUAAUCCCUGAUACUAAGGUAGGCUGAGGCUGAGCUGGGAAGUUCUGAGCUGUGGUAGAGCUUAAGCUGAUUAGGUAUCUCCACUAAGUCUGGCACCAAUAUGGAAGGUAGGAAGAGGUCCUUCUGACCAGCCCAGGUCAGAAACACCAAGUCAAAGCUUUCCUGCCAAUUAGCAGUGGGGCUGAGCCCAUGAAUGGCCUUUGCACUUCCAACCUGGGUGAGAUAGGAAAGGAUAAAUUAAAACAAAAACAAGAUCCAAGCUAUUGUGUUUGGUUUCAGAAGCUCAGUUUCAAAUGUAUUUAGUAUGGAAAACUUUCAAUCCAGCAAUGACAGCAUCACAAAUAAAAAUCAUUUGCCUCUAGAUUAAAAAAAAAAAAAGCUGAUUGUUUCUGAGGAUACUCUAAAUAACCCAAAUUCUGAGUGUGCUUCUGUCUAUCACUUCAUUCUGGAAUUAGAAACAAAUGACUAAUGUUCUGAAGGAUGAUGGUUAUUGCUUGAUACCUUGCCUGAUUCAACAAGAAAUGAAGAUGUUUUGCAAAUGUCAA
Dromiciops gliroides (monito del monte) is the source of this 2399-nucleotide messenger RNA. It is a transcript of the gene ANXA4, whose product is annotated as annexin A4. The transcript has 14 exons. Gene Ontology annotation, molecular function: calcium ion binding; calcium-dependent phospholipid binding. The record is from RefSeq and is a predicted model, not a curated record. Gene Ontology annotation, cellular component: cytoplasm. The coding region runs from base 301 to 1260 and encodes 319 amino acids. Lineage: Eukaryota; Metazoa; Chordata; Mammalia; Microbiotheria; Microbiotheriidae.